AAAUCCAAAUAGUUUUUCACAAACCAGCCAAAAGAGACGCGCACACACAAAUACACAAUAUCUCUCCCUUUCUCUCUCUAUAAAUAAAUUGUAUCCCACUCAUUUACACCCUCAAAUCCUUUUCCAUCCACCUCUCCACCUCAAAAAGUCAGCGCCUUCUUUUGUCUUUUUCUUUCUUCUCUCUAGAAAAAGUCAAAGAUAAACCAUAGCAAGAGAAUAUGGAAGAUGAUUGGGAUCUAACCGCGGUGGUCAGAAGUUGCUCCGCCUCUAACACCACCACCACCGGCCCCACUAGUUCCAGCGGCAGCGCCACCACUUCUUCUAGUAACUUCCAACCAAGAGUAGAUGAUAAGAACAACAACUCUUUGUUUUGCUUUCAAGAUCUAAUGGAGCAGCCAAGAAUAUUGACCAAAGAUAGUAGUACUGGUUUUGAAGAGUUGCAUGAACUGUGCAAGCCUUUCUUUAUUGAAUCAGAAAAAUCGACACCAAGGAGAUUAUUACCCAUUUCACCGGUCUCUGUUCUUGGAAAAUUACAAGAUCUACCACCAUCACAACAGCAACAACAACAUCAUCAGCUCAAUAAUAAUAAAUUGAUUCAGCCUAAGAGACCCUUGUCUGUAAAUGGUUCCGCAACUUGUACUUUACAUGCUCAAAGUCCAAGAACAAAAAGAAGGAAGAACCAAUUGAAGAAGGUAUGCCAAGUAGCUGCUGAUGCUUUAUCUUCUGAUACGUGGUCUUGGAGAAAAUAUGGCCAAAAACCCAUUAAAGGUUCCCCUUACCCAAGGGGAUAUUACAAAUGUAGCACAUCAAAGGGAUGUUUGGCCCGAAAACAAGUGGAGCGAAAUAGAUCCGACCCGAAUAUGUUCAUUGUCACUUAUACAGCUGAGCAUAAUCAUCCAAUGCCUACACACAGAAAUUCCUUAGCCGGAAUUAGUCGUCAUAAAACAGCGAAUUCCAAUAAACCCACCAGCUCAUCACCGGUAUCUUCACCGGUGAUCAAUUCUCCGGCACCGGAAAAUCAAGAAAGUGAUAUCUUUGAAGAUGAUGAUGAUGAUGAAUUUGGUGUUUCUGAUGUUGGGUUGGGUAAAAAGGAAAUUCCGGGAGAUGACUUCUUUGAGGGUUUGGAUGAUCUUGAUAUUCCGGCCACCGCAGAAAUCUCGCCAGGGAAAUUUCCGGGGAGGUUGCAGUUUCCUUGGCUGGCGAAUAACGCCGCCACUACGGCAGCUGGCGGUGGUUGACCUGCCAAAGAUCCAUUCUUAUCAUUUUACAAGCUCCAGAUGUCCAGCGUUUUAUACUGUACAAGCUUCAGAUGUCCAACAUCUUAUAUUGUUUAAGCUCCAGAUGUCUAAUUUUAAAUGCGUGGGUGGGUGUUGAAAUCCCACAUCGAAUGGAUAUAUUUUUAGAGUUCAAGAUUUAUUUUUUUAUCACAGAAAAAGGACACAGGAGAAAAGAAAAGUUCACGAAAUGAUGCUUUUCUUCUCACUGAGUUUUCUUUUUAGUUUGUAGUAUCUUUUUGUCCGUUAGAGAUAGGAAGAGAUAGAAAAGAAAGAGAGAAUCUUGAAAUCACAAAUGCCUUCUUUAUUGAUUUUGUACGUGUAACGUAUAAUUCCAUUCCCCAUCAUCUUAGAGAGAUAGGCAUGUAGAGAAAAGGGGAAAAGUGUUUGAUUCAA
Molecule: messenger RNA, 1670 nt
Organism: Lycium barbarum (goji berry)
Lineage: Eukaryota; Viridiplantae; Streptophyta; Magnoliopsida; Solanales; Solanaceae
Product: WRKY transcription factor 22-like
Exons: 3
Coding region: 219-1238 (339 amino acids)
Biological process (GO): regulation of DNA-templated transcription
Cellular component (GO): nucleus
Molecular function (GO): DNA-binding transcription factor activity; transcription cis-regulatory region binding
Source: RefSeq, a predicted model, not a curated record